CAGCUUAUGUUGUCAGUGCAGCCUUUGGCGGUCGUUUUAUCCUUAACUCAACACAACUGCUUUCUCACGACGGUCGUGUUCCUUUACGUUUGCUCAUAUUUUCUCUCUCACCUUCUUCCACUACCUUCACCAAUCUCAAUUUCUUCUUUCAAUUCCAACCAAAUUUCACACUCACAACUCAUCAAAUUCAAAUAAAAAAAUGUCUCUUUUCUCCCCUCCAACACAUUCACCACUCCUUCUAAACACCCAAACCAAUCUUUCUUCAUCUUCUUCUCCUUCUUCACCUUCUUAUCUUCUUCCUCUUCUCACUUUCUCAUCCAAACGCUCUUCUUCAUUAACCCUCUUCGCUUCUUCAAAAUCAGGAAAUGAGUUGGCGAAAGAAGAUAAAAAAAUCUUACUUGAACGGUAUGGUUAUGACGUUGAUGCUGAUGAGUACUUUUCUCAAUCGUCUCCAAAGUCCAAGAGGAAAAAGGAUCAACAAAAGACAAGAGGAGGGAAGCAAGUGCCGGAUCCUCCUGAGGAACCUAAGCCUCCUCGUACGACACAUAAAUUGCUUCAGGUUGUUGGAGGAACAGCUCGAAGAACGAAGCUACUCUCACCAAACAGCAUGGAUGUGCGCCCCAUGAUGGAGGUUGUGAAAGGUGCAGCCUUUGGUAUAUUACAGGCGGCUUGUGGCUCUCCUGCAUCCUUGAGACCUGGACGCUGGUUAGACUUGUAUAGCGGUACCGGUUCUGUUGGAAUUGAAGCACUUAGCCGAGGAUGUUCUGAGGUUCAUUUUGUUGAGAUGGAUCCUUGGGUUGUAUCAGAUGUUUUACGUCCAAACUUAAAGGUGACCGGAUUCCUCGAUGAUUCAGUCAUUCACACUGUCCGCGUGGAGAAAUUCUUCGAACGCGCAGAGCAAUUUGUAGGAAACAAGGGCACAUUUGAUUACAUUAGUGUCACUCCUCCAUACGUACAAGUUGACUAUGCGGUGCUAAUGGGACUGAUUUCGGAAUCACCCUUUCUUGGAGAAGACACUUUUAUCGUAGUCGAAUAUCCUUUGAAAACCGACAUGCUGGAGUCUUGUGGACAUCUUGUUAAGAUAACCGAUAGGCGGUUCGGCCGGACCCUUUUGGCGAUUUAUGGACCAACAUGGGCUCAAAAGAAGAGGAAAUCAAAAGGUUGAUAAGCUUGAUGUGUGAAUGUUUAAAACAGUUAUGAGGACUUGUGUUUGGAUUAAAGAAGAAUGGAGGAAUACAAUUUUUAAGGACAAUGAGAGUGGGAAAAGAAACUCAAGAAAUAUUAGACAUAAUUUUUGGAAAUUUCUCAAUUCAUCUUUCUAUCUAUAUAUUUAAAUUUGCUAAAAUACAAUAUUGGAAGGAACCUUCUGUCUCUGCA
Vicia villosa (hairy vetch) is the source of this 1377-nucleotide messenger RNA. RefSeq lists its product as uncharacterized. Gene Ontology annotation, biological process: rRNA methylation. Gene Ontology annotation, molecular function: methyltransferase activity. The record is from RefSeq and is a predicted model, not a curated record. NCBI's taxonomy places the organism in Eukaryota, Viridiplantae, Streptophyta, Magnoliopsida, Fabales, Fabaceae. The transcript has 9 exons. The coding region runs from base 200 to 1165 and encodes 321 amino acids.